Ogataea haglerorum is the source of this 744-nucleotide messenger RNA. RefSeq lists its product as uncharacterized. The coding region runs from base 1 to 744 and encodes 247 amino acids. The record is from RefSeq and is a predicted model, not a curated record. Lineage: Eukaryota; Fungi; Ascomycota; Pichiomycetes; Pichiales; Pichiaceae. The transcript has a single exon.
AUGGACAAUGUACCCAACGAUUUUCCUGACAUAAGGACGGAUCUUUUGGCAGACUUCCACGCUUAUCAUGCCGCUUGUGGCAAGCUUUGGGAACUUGAACAACUAAAUACGCGUCGACUUGAUUGGAUCAAAACUAUCUCGCAACUUAUUAACGUCAUACAAGUUAUUAACGACGCGGAACAGCGACAUAGCCAAACACUCAAGGAGCUGAACAAUUUGCGGCGAACAGCGAAACAAAAACAAGUGCCUUUUUCGUCAUCGAGAUCAAGCGGUCUUAGGCCCGUUGCUGUUCGUGCCGGUAAAACAGCCGUUAAAUCUAGCUUGUCAACAAAUACCCCUAUUAAAGCAUUUCCUUCUAAAACAAGUACUCCUGUCUCAGCACGUGUGACAACACCAUCUAGCGUGCGCAAGACGCUACUCAAAGCAACAAACACACCACAGAGUGUGUCUGCCAAAACACGGUCUAUUUUUGAGGAUGAUGACGACAACGAGGAUGAUGCAUUGCCCGAUCUCAAAACAGUUGUCCGCCCAAAAAUCCAACUAAAGCGUAAAAAUUUAGAAACCUCCGCGCACGAUUCGUCUCCGUCAAUACAAACGGACGAUGAGUUUACUUCGCCUAUUUACAAACGGAUCAAACAGACUCAAGAACGCAAUUCUGUCUCAUUGAAAGCUCCAGCACCCAUAGGUAUCAGUCCUCUGAAGCGACGUAAUGAGAAUUUGAAAAGCGGUAUCUUUGGCCGCUGA